AUGCUGGUUACCUAUUUGGAAGCCAGCCGGGACCUUUGCGAUACGGACUCAAUUCUUUUUGGCGCCGCACUGGCAGUCUGCCGUAUUAUAGGUGCCAAACUUUCCACGGCUGGACGCGCUACUGGACAAAGUAGUGCUAUCCCAGCCUGGAGAAUAAGAAUUGAAGAACGUAUCGCAAAGGCUAGGGCCCUCAUCGGCAGACUGAUAUGCUUCAGGUCAGGCAAUACCAGGCCAAGGAUUGUGCGCACCGUCAGGAUGGCGUUUGCUGGGACAAAUGUUAGUUUGUCCCAGCCGGAUAUAAUGCAAAAACUGACGGAGCGCAUAGACGACCUGAAGCUAAGAAUAGCUGCUUGGGGAAAGCGGAUUCGGCGAUAUACCGAGAGGUCGACACGGUUCAACCAGAAUCGUCUCUUCCAGAGUGAUCAGAAGAGGCUCUAUAAAUCAUUGGAGCGAUCAAUAGUAAGUGGAACGGGCCCUGCACCAAAUCAGGCUGACAUGGUCGCAUUCUGGCGCAGCCUGUGGUCAGAGCCCGUAAACCACAACGAGGGUCCUUGGACGGAAGUUGUGGCGAGUCAGUGUGCGUAG
Parnassius apollo (apollo) is the source of this 585-nucleotide messenger RNA. NCBI's taxonomy places the organism in Eukaryota, Metazoa, Arthropoda, Insecta, Lepidoptera, Papilionidae. The record is from the annotation of a GenBank genome assembly.